AUGAAUUUAGUCGACUACGAACUUUCCAGCGAUGAUGAACGCGGUGAGGCACCCCCAAAAAGGGAAGUUGAGCAUGAAAAUUUAGCGCAAGGGGGGAAUAAAUGCACAGAGAAAAAAAAGAAUAGAGAAAAGGGAAGAGAUAAUAAGGCUAAUAAGAAUGAAAAUGACGAUCUGGAUGAAAAUGAAACCGAUAAUGGGUGUUUAAAAAAAAAAACGCACAUUCAUCUAGGGCAGAAAUGGAAUGCAGAUAGAGAAGUCAUAUCCAUGGAGAAUAAAACGCUGGACGCACACGAAAUGUGUAAGGAUGUGAUUGCAGGGGGAAAGAAGGAACCGAGUGGAGCACCUUUAUUGAGUAAAUUAAAUGGCGAUGAAAAGAAUUCACAUUAUGAUGGUUGUCGUGACGAUAACCAUAACUGUAAUGAUGGUCGAGAUACUGAGGUAAGGCCAGUUGAGCAAGACAAGAAAGAACAAAACAAACAGAGGAACGUACCACUAGUGGGUGAGCAGACAGACUAUCCAAUUGCAAAGGGAGCGAACCUCCUAGAAAGUAACAACCUUAUCAAUAUCAGCGUAAACGAAAACAAUUUUGAUGAACUAUUUUUCCUGCCUCCAAAUGAAUACUCAGAUUGUCUCAACCAGAAAAUAGAGGAAUUGUCAAAAUUGUAUAAAAUAAAUUUAACAAUUAAUAAAAAUAUAAUUAAUUCGAAUGAAUAUAAAAAUCCUUGCAUUUUGCAAAAAAUUAUGGAGAUUUUUCAAAUUGAUGUGUAUUCAUCUAAUUAUCCUUUGAAUAUAUACAACCCUGAUGAUUUUUUAUCCAUUGAUUUGUUUAACGAAAAAGGAGAGGAAACGGAUCAGAAGAAACCCAAGACAAAAUGGUCUAACCAUUGA
Messenger RNA from Plasmodium knowlesi strain H, 888 nucleotides. RefSeq names its product HCNGP-like protein, putative. Lineage: Eukaryota; Apicomplexa; Aconoidasida; Haemosporida; Plasmodiidae. Gene Ontology annotation, biological process: regulation of DNA-templated transcription. The coding region runs from base 1 to 888 and encodes 295 amino acids. The transcript has a single exon. The record is from RefSeq and is a predicted model, not a curated record.